GUUUCUAUUCUCAGAGCUGUCAGGACCUUAAAUCUCUCUAGCGAACAACUUAAGACCAGUGCUAAAAAUAGAGCUACCACCUCAGGCCUCAGUUCUCACCUUACAUAUAAGGAAAUGACGGAAAUUGCGCAGCACCACCCUCUUCACCUCCGUUCACCACAUGCACUUGGGCGAUGUCAAUUCGACGUCUAUCCAUCAGCUCGUCGGGCUCAUCCUCUCCCGUCCUUUCCUCCCUUGACUCCUCCUCUGCCCUCAUCCUCGUCCAUGACGACGACGACGACGAUAACACGCGUUACGACGACGACGACACAGAUGCCCUCUUCGAAAUCGGCAGGCCCUUCGUCCAGCCGCUGGAACCCUCGGUGGUGCUACUGUAUUUGCUCUCGCCAUUUCUGAAGCUUGGAGCGACGCUCCUGCCGUAUACAGGGCUUCCUCUGAAAUUGGGUCUUCCGGCACUGUUUUUGUUCGCAGUUUUGGCUGCGUUCAUAAGGAGGAUAUGGUAUAUGCUCGCUCGAUAUACUCGGAAAGGCGAUGUUGAGGAUAUUGUUUUGGAUUCGUUUGCGAGGAGACGGGGAAGGGGGAAGGAGCGGCUCCGCAGUGUACUGCGAAGUGUUGUACGGGGAGGCACCGGUGCGCUCCGGGUUUUCCUUGCUGCUUUGUAUAUUCGUGAAUCUGCUGAGGUUCUCCUUCCUUUACUUCCUUCCGACCUACCAUUUUCUCCCGAACCUGUCUUGUGCAUUGGCAUUGCAGUUGUCGUUCUGCCGUUCUGCCUUGCUCAGUCUCUUGCGUCCAAGCGAAUCGUUUACUGUACCGGAUUGUCUAUCCUUACCUACAUCCUUUGGCUCACACUUGUCGCUGUCGCGUAUCACAAAGGGACGUUGAAAACGAACCCUAGCUGGACCAAGAUGGGCUCUCUUUGGCAAGGAAUCACCACCAUUGCUUUCGCGUUUACGUCGUCGACUACGCUCUCUCUCUAUGCCUCUUUGAAAGCUGGCAUACCUUCCGUCACAACAGCUAAAAGACCGAUAUCACAUUCAUUUAUGCCUCUUUCACUUAUCUCUGUAGCCGUAGCCGUUCUUCUAACAUUCCCGCUGAUGAUCUUUGCCUCUCCUCCGAGCCAGCUGCGCAUUGAGGAAGAGUUUGGGUACCCUCUGGACCCGUACAUCAUAUUCUUCAAUUCGUUGACGCUGUUACUCACCGUCCCUUCUAUACUCGUCACUUUACCGUCUCUUCCUAUUCCAGAACGUGUCAGACAGUCGACCAACGUUCCACUAUCUAAACUUGCCAUUUUUGCACUCACGUCACUUCUAUCCCUCGUUCCCGCCACAAUAUUCGCUGUCGUAAGCGAUGUACUCCUGGCGUGUUGCCUCUCUAGCACAUAUAUAUUGCCAGCGUUCUUGCAUAUCGUUAUCCAUUAUUUCAAGCGACCUCUGUCAAUCAUUAUGCCCUCAACACCAAGCCCUUACCACCGCAGCGGAGAGGACUCGCCGUCGUCACACGACGAGCUUCUCCAGCGGAAAGAGCGGGCUCUCCAACGGAGUCAGACACGGAAGCGUAUUAUUUGGGAUAUGGGCGUAUGGGUGCUUCUGCUGCCUGUUGGAGGUGGGGGUUUUCUCUGGGCCUUUGGACAUCUUGCUGGAAAGUGGUAGUACAGAAUUUCUUGGGUAUUUUUUAUAUGGACUGUCACAGUGGCAUCUUCUUGAUUUCUCCGAACGACUUGCUUCCGCAGGUUUGUUUCUGCUGCCGGCAAUUUGUAGUAUCAGCAGGUCUUCCUCUUGCUUUGUUUUAUAAUGCACUCUUACCAAUCGGGUCCGAAUCCGCCGGUACCCGCGCUUCUUUCGGCGCUAUGACGUCUCCACCGCCCUCUAAAUGCCAGUGCGGCCCUCU
This is a messenger RNA of Desarmillaria tabescens, 1887 nucleotides long. RefSeq lists its product as uncharacterized. NCBI's taxonomy places the organism in Eukaryota, Fungi, Basidiomycota, Agaricomycetes, Agaricales, Physalacriaceae. The transcript is spliced from 5 exons. The record is from RefSeq and is a predicted model, not a curated record. Bases 174 to 1649 code for a protein of 491 amino acids.